Mus musculus (house mouse) is the source of this 3280-nucleotide messenger RNA. It is a transcript of the gene Gabrp, whose product is annotated as gamma-aminobutyric acid type A receptor subunit pi. Gene Ontology annotation, cellular component: apical plasma membrane; membrane; plasma membrane. Gene Ontology annotation, biological process: monoatomic ion transport; monoatomic ion transmembrane transport. Gene Ontology annotation, molecular function: monoatomic ion channel activity; GABA-gated chloride ion channel activity; extracellular ligand-gated monoatomic ion channel activity. The record is from RefSeq and is marked provisional. Bases 199 to 1521 code for a protein of 440 amino acids. NCBI's taxonomy places the organism in Eukaryota, Metazoa, Chordata, Mammalia, Rodentia, Muridae. The transcript is spliced from 10 exons.
GAGAGAGCGCGCCACUCCAUCGGAGACUGGGUGCAUACUUAACACCCAAAGAGUCAGGACUGAGAUGAAAAGGACCCUGGAGACCCAAAAGAGUAUGCUCUGUGUGAGAGUCCUGCCUGAGAUCUGGAAACACCUGCUGUAACAGCUGCCUGGUGAUUCCUCCUUCAACCUUUUUGUGUGUGAAUCAGCUCCUUCAACAUGAGCUACAGCCUCUAUUUGGCCUUCCUGUGUCUGAGUCUCCUCACUCAGAGGACGUGCAUCCAGGGGAACCAGGUCAAUGUGGAGGUCAGCAGAAGUGACAAGCUUUCCUUACCUGGCUUUGAGAACCUCACUGCAGGAUAUAACAAAUUCCUCAGGCCCAAUUUCGGUGGUGACCCAGUUCGGAUAGCACUGACUCUGGACAUCGCCAGCAUCUCUAGCAUCUCAGAGAGUAACAUGGACUACACAGCCACUAUAUACCUCCGGCAGCGUUGGACAGACCCACGGCUAGUGUUCGAAGGCAACAAGAGCUUUACUCUAGAUGCCCGCCUUGUGGAGUUCCUCUGGGUGCCAGACACUUACAUUGUAGAGUCCAAGAAGUCCUUCCUCCAUGAAGUCACAGUGGGAAACAGGCUCAUCCGCCUCUUCUCCAACGGCACAGUCCUGUACGCACUUAGAAUCACAACAACAGUUACAUGUAACAUGGAUCUGUCUAAAUACCCCAUGGACACACAGACCUGCAAGCUGCAGCUAGAAAGUUGGGGAUACGAUGGCAAUGAUGUGGAGUUCUCCUGGCUGAGAGGGAAUGACUCGGUGCGUGGACUUGAAAACCUGCGCCUUGCUCAGUACACAAUCCAACAGUAUUUCACCCUGGUCACCGUAUCCCAGCAGGAGACAGGAAACUAUACGAGAUUGGUUUUGCAAUUUGAGCUUCGGAGGAACGUCCUGUAUUUCAUUCUGGAAACCUAUGUCCCUUCCACCUUCCUGGUGGUGUUAUCCUGGGUCUCCUUUUGGAUCUCCCUCGAUUCAGUUCCUGCGAGAACCUGCAUUGGAGUGACAACGGUGUUAUCCAUGACAACGCUGAUGAUCGGCUCCCGCACAUCCCUACCCAACACCAACUGCUUCAUAAAGGCCAUCGAUGUGUACCUAGGCAUCUGCUUCAGCUUCGUGUUUGGGGCCUUACUGGAGUAUGCAGUUGCUCACUACAGCUCCUUACAGCAGAUGGCAGUCAAAGAUAGGGGGCCAGCGAAGGACUCGGAAGAAGUCAAUAUCACCAACAUCAUCAACAGCUCCAUCUCCAGCUUUAAACGGAAGAUUAGCUUUGCCAGCAUUGAAAUCUCUGGUGACAAUGUCAACUAUAGUGACUUGACAAUGAAAGCCAGCGACAAGUUUAAGUUUGUCUUCCGAGAGAAGAUCAGCAGAAUCAUUGAUUAUUUCACAAUUCAAAACCCCAGCAAUGUGGAUCGAUACUCCAAACUACUAUUUCCUUUGAUUUUUAUGUUGGCCAAUGUAUUUUACUGGGCAUACUACAUGUAUUUUUGAGACGCCAUUGAACUCUUGCAUCACAUAAUGAGGUUAAGGGUAUUCUAGAACAUGUGUGUGCACUUCAGCUUAGAAAGCUACAAAUGGGCUAAUGUAACAAUUAUUCUAAGUUGUGUAGAAGCCCUAGUGUGACCAGAUUCUAUAAUAGAGUCAUUAUAAGGCAACCCUUUUCUUCUUCAAUUUUGGACAGAACACCCCCUCCACACACAUACACAGAACCCAAGACUGCGAACCUACUCAGGGCUAUUUGCUCUCUGGAUCCCUGGUCUGCAUUCACUCCAUAAAAAUGUGGGAAGAUGAUUACAUAUAUUAAGGGGUUUAUUUUCUAAAGAAUUCAUAGUGCCACUGAUUACAUCUCUGUGGCCCUUAUAAUAUGCUCUCUUGCCUAUUUAAACACCAGUGUUUUCUAAUUUUUGUUUUUCCUUGAAAUAUGAAAUGUGGGUUUGCGUCAAUUCAUUGGUGGUUACCUUGCCUCAUCAACCUAAUACCAGAUGGGUUCUUAGUGUUAUUUAAUACCACAGAAGAAUUGUCCCCAAAUUCUAAUACAUCCUAUUAUUCACAAAUCAGAUGUAAAUGAAUAAAAUUAGUGGAUCAAUAAACUAAAAGAAAAAAACAUAAAUCCUUUGGGGUCCAGGGCUUCAUGCCGUUUUUCCACGUAUCUUAUUAUUUUGUUUUUAUACACCUUAGUCCUAACCUAUGUAAAAACCCCUUUUCCACAUCAGGAAAACGGGAGGAAGUUUUGAAACUUGUUCUGGAUUCCUAAUACAGAAUGCGUCCAUGAAGACUUGCUGAGUCAAGUGUACUAGCUAGCCACCUUUACUCACAUACUGGCUAGGAACCAAGUAGACCAGAGAGUGCUCUGUCAACCUGUCCUCUCUGCUGACCUGUUGACCAAGAUGCUGGGGAACAUUUUGCCGGUGGCAAAGGCCCUGCCUCCUUCAAAGAGGAGCUUUUAUCCCUGUGCUCCAGUGACUAGGCAGGAGUGAUGUCUAUUAGAUAAGAAGCGGCACUACUGGGACACAAGUAGCUUAUCUUAAAUAGUUACCUUUUCCCAACCUUUCUAGCUGGACUACUUUGAGUGGAUUACCCUGCCUGAGCAGCAGACCACUGGCCCUGACUGGUUCCGACUGUUCUGAACGAUGGAAAGACACAUUGCACAACCCACGUGAGCUGUCUUUUCUGAGUUCAGCCAGGGUCACCCUGACCUAGGAGCUCUUGUGUGCCCUCUCUCUCUCUUGCUCCACGGGAAUCGCCUAUAUAAGGUUCCAAUGCAGCCUCAAUUGUUUCAAAGACUCUUGCUGUCUUCAGGUCUUUCCCUUCCUUUUCUAAUGAACCCUCAGCUUUCCCUGUCCUUUCUACAACAAACCGGGGCUGUAGAUGUUCUUUCCUUUCACGUCCUUCACCCACGGGCCCUCCUUUUCAUCAGCAUGGCUCUGCCCAUCGUUCCGUUUCUGUGAGCUUGAGUGCCUGGCGCUUAACAGAUGUUUCUAUUUUAGGAUUCGCUUUGUUCAUUGGAGUACAAUAGGUGUAGUUGCGCCAUUAGAGUUCUUAGUAGAAUCUCUUUGUAUUUUGUAUCUGUCAUAUACAUUCCUAAGGGGAGGGGCUAGGGGAGGGGAAGUGUGGUUGAGUGAGUAGGUCAUACCUGUGCAUUUUUUUUUAAAAAUAAAAAUGUUUAAAAUAUAACUUCACUGAGGCCUCAUUUUAAGCUACAGAAAAAUAAAAGUUGUAAAUAUGUGAAACUAUAAAAUAAAUAUAUAGU